AACGUUUGGAUAGAUGUCAUCAUACAGAAAUAAGAGGAUGGAUGCUGCAAGUGAGCACGUGUCGCGCAGACAUGACUGUCAAAGCUUCUGUACGUUCACUAAUGCACAUUAUUGGUUCUUGCACACACACACAGUCAUUGUGCUGACCUGCCUAUGAAAUUCCACUGGGGCUCUCCUGUCUUCUCCACGUCUCUCCCUCCUCGCUGAUUCCUCUGUUCAUCUCAUUCUUUCCUUCCUCCUCCACUGAGGGAAGAGAAGAUUUCUCAGUGACUACUUCUUACUGCCGAAUGAUGGAUGACUCCGUGUUGAGGAUUAUCCUUUAACUGUGACGGAGAAGACUCUACCCUGUGGUGACCUUGACCCUGGCUUCUUUGGAGGAAGAAAGGGACAAAAGAUGGGAACGAAGGAAGAGCGCUGCCCCAAACAUGAAGUUGGAGAACAGCUGAUGAUGCAGCCUGAGGAAGUUUUGGAGGUGUGGAGGGAUGUGAACCACAGCCACUUUUACAGUUUGCUCCCUCCCUCUCUCUCAUUCUCUCUCUUUCUUCAUCUGGCUGCUUUCCGAGCCUACAGCAAGCGCUUUUGAGAUCCAGGACACCUUCCCCUUUUCUCAUCUUUCUCUUCUUCCCCCUUUGUCCGGAAGAGUUUGUUUGUUCAAACUAGAUGGGGACUCACCGAGAGAGAGGAGAGGCAUUUGCAUUGCUUAACUGAGCUCAGGCACUUCCUCAAAGCCCCAAAGAGCCAUGGGAAGGGAUAGGAGCCUUUCCAGACACUUUCGGAUCUUCAUUCCCAAGAAGCACCGGGAGCGUUUUGACGAGGUGGUUUCCCAGAGUCUGAUGAGCCGGCUCAAAGGGCGGAGCUUCAGCGACCCUAGCCGUAACCACCUUCGCCGCAGCCGGAGUGAGGAUCAUCCCGAACGCCUUCUGGUCUCCACCCGUGCAAGUUCAGUGCCACGCACCCACGCAGAGGAAGGCGUGGUCCCCCCAGCCCGCGGCAUGCGCAAGACCACCUCACUCAUAGCUGGGCACUCCAGUGGCACCACCACCAACUGCAGGACAGUGAGAGUGUGUAAGGGCAACAUGAGUUUUGGCUUCACUCUUAGAGGACAUGCUCCAGUGUGGAUUGACUCUGUCAUCCCCGGAAGCCCAGCAGACAAGGCAGGUCUAAAACCAGGAGACCGCAUCCUGUUUCUCAAUGGACUGGACAUGAGGACCUCCUCCCAUGAGAAGGUGGUGUCCAUGCUCCAGGGCAGUGGUGCCAUGCCCACUCUGGUAGUGGAGGACGGUCCGCCUACUUUCACCCUGGCAGAGCAGGACCUUGCUGGGGGCGGCGUUUCCACUGAACGUGCCCGCUCCCCUAUGCUCAGCUCCCUGCAGUGGGUGGCAGAGAUUCUGCCCCCCAGUAUCCGGGUUCAUGGCCGCACCUUUGGACAGCAGCUGGAGCACCUGCUGACCAUCCAGGAGAAGUACACCAUCUGUAAGGCUCUGGAGAACUUCUUCCAGCACAGGAAUGUUGACACUCUGAUCGUGGAUGUGUUCCCGGUGCUGGAUACUCCAGCCAAACAGGUCAUCUGGCAGUUUGUUUAUCAGCUGCUGACAUAUGAAGAGCAGGAACACUGCCAGAGCAAGAUCUCCCGCUUUCUUGGAUACAAAGCGCCAGUUCCACCACCACCACCACCUCCUCCCCCUCCUCCGGAGCCUGAGGUUGCCCCCGAGCCCCAUCGACGUAGCAGCUCCAUGAGGGUGACAGGGACCACGUACAGGAGCAGUGUGAGGGGACGUAGCUCUGAUGAUCUGGUCAUUGGCACACACUUGGGCAUGGGCCUUCGUUCAGAGCCAGUGCUGGAGACAGGGAUGAGGUUGGCUCCAGGUGAGAGACAGUCAGGAGAUGGUACUUCCCUUCCUGAGACUCCAAACAACCUCACCAAUCUGUCAGCAGUGUAUGCUGAACUGGAGAACAUGUAUUCAACCAAGAGGUCCAAGUCUCUGAAGAGUCGUCCUCCUCCUGCCCCUGAGAGUUUGCUGGAUCUGGAGCCUCCCUCGCGCACAACCUCCCCUACAAUACAUGCUAACACAGGUAGCCGUAAAGGCCCGCCACUACCUACAUCCUGGCCGGAGCCUCUUCCUAGCCCCCCUGCAGCUCAGUUCUAUCCAUCAGGGCUGACAAGCCAGACCAGUGGGGAGUCCAACCCCUACAUCAGCCUAGACACCCCUUCAUCACCUCCAGAGCCCCCCGACUACCCAUCUAGUCCCCCCACCCACCGCAGCAGCAAGCGGCGUUACACCUUCUCCAAACCACCACGCUCAGAAGACACAGAUCGCUUUCUGGAUGCACUGAGCGAGCAGCUAGGACAGAGGGUGGCCAUUGUUGAUGACUUCCUGACUCCGGAGAAUGACUAUGAGGAGGAUGUUGUGCAGAUGGGCUUUCCAGAUGAGGAGGAUGAGGAUAAUGAAGAGGAGUUAGGGGUGGACGAAGAUGAAAAUGGAGGAUUUGUGGCCCCAGAGCUCAGCAGUCCGAGUGAUGUUCAAAGCAGCAGUGGAGAAGAAAAUGCCUCCUCACUCACCUACUCUUCCUCCUCCGACCACAUCCCUCCACCACCAAUGACCCCUCCGCCACCCCCGCCUGUUCAGUUCAAUGACCCGCCUCCUCCCCCUCCAGCACCUGCACAGACUCCGUCUCAGCACCAACAACAGCAACAGCAGCAACAACAACAGCAACAGCUUAGCUACACCCCUGAACACUCCCCAAGAGCAUAUGUGCCCAUCCGCCGGAAAUCUGGCCCCCCUCCCCCACCACCACCCCGCAGUAAUCCACCACCUAAACGCCACUCCUUACAUAAAGUGUUGCCCACUAGAGAGGACCUACAGGUCCAUGCUACCAUACAAGAGCUAAAAGCCUUCCAAGAACAACAAGCCUACCAGGAAAGACAAGUCUAUGAGGAGCAACAAGCAUAUAAGGAGAGGCAGGUGUUUGAGGAGCAGAAAGCCUAUGAAGAACAACAACUGUUCCAAGAGCAGCAGGCUUACCAGGAACAAAAGGCCUAUCAAGAGAAAAUUUUCAAAGAGAGACAGGCUUAUGAAGAGCAGAAGGCGUAUGAGGAACAAAAAGCUUUUGAAGAGCAACAAAUGUACCAGGAGCAACAAGCCUACCAAGAAAGACAAGCAUAUGAACAGCGCCAAGCCUACCAAGAACAAAAAGCGUAUGAACAGCAUCAAGCCUACAAGGAGCAAAAAGCAUUUGAGGAGCUUCAAGCCUACCAGGAGAAAAAAGCUUAUGAAGAGCGUAAAGCUUAUGAGGAGCAAAAAGCUUAUGAGGACCGUCAGGCCUAUGAAGAGCAACAAGCGUAUCAAGAGCAACAGAUGCAACAGAUCUAUCAGAGCCACCACUCGAUGCCUAACCAGCCAACACAGCAGAAAUCCCACUCACCACUGCCUCUCCAACAACUCCACCAGUCCUUACCCCCACUCCCCUCUCCAGACUCUACCCAUCACCACCCUAACCAUCCUCUGUAUAUGAUGCGCCAAGCACAGCAGCAACAGGCCCACCAGAGUCAUCACCACCGACGUCAGUCCCGUUCAGCCCCAUCUCCGCACCAGCCGCCACCCCAACCAACAGCCCACCCCAGCCAACAAGGUCAAUACGCUGAGGGCAUCUACCAAAGCCAUCAGGCCAUGAGACCCCAGCCCCACCAUUCUUCUGCGGAGAUGCUCCACCAAAUGCACCAAGCCCCAGCCCAUCAUUCCUCUGCUGAGGUGCUCCAGUUGCAACAAUCCCAGGCCCACCUCUCAUCUGCAGAGAUGCUCCAGCAGAUGCAACAAGCCCAUGCCCACUACUCAUCGUCAGAAAUGCUCAACCAAAUGCACAAAACCAAGACCCAUCAUUCUUCAACAGAGGUUCUGCAACAAGCUCACCAGAUGCAGCAAAUGCAGGCCCAUCACUCCUCAACCGAACUUCUCCAUCAAGCUCAACAGAUGCAUCGGGGACAAGCACACCAUUCAUCCACAGAGCUGCUCCAGCAAAUGCACAAACCCCAGGCCCACCACUCCUCCACAGAGCUGCUCCAUCAAGCCCAUCAGAUGCACCAAACUAAACCCCAUCACUCCUCCACAGAGCUUCUGCAUCAAGCCCAGCAAGAGCCUGCCUCCCUUCCAGUUCAGCUAAACCGGGACAGCCAUUCCCAUCAGAGCCGGAGAAGUCUUAAAGGUCAUCAUCAGACCCAAGCGUCACCGCAAGGGAGACACCCAGAGCAGCAGAUCCACCAAACCCAUCACCCCCAGCCCACCAAACCCUCUCCUCAAAGACCCCACUCUAUCCAGCAGACCCACCACCACUCCAGCACACCUCAGAUCCACCACAUCCACCAUAUGACCCCACAGCCCCCUCCGCAGGACUACCAACACCAGAUUCAUGUCAUCCACCCUCCACAGCAGCCCCACCGUCCUCAGCCCCUUCUCUCCACCUUUCAGCCCCUCCAGCCGCACCAGUCCACUGUCUCCACUUUUCAGCCUCUGCCCCAACACCACCAAGUCCAGUCCUCCACCCAGGCCACCCGUCCACAGUCCCAGCCCUCACAUCACCUGCUGCAGUCGCCACACCAGCCCCAAACUCAGUCCCACCAUAAGCAAUCCCAUGGCCAGCCUCAGUCCCUCCCCCACUCUCUAUCUGACCCCUCAGAACACCUGGAGCCCCCUCCGCCUCCACCACUGCCCCCACCCUGCUCCCCUCCACCCUUGCCCAGGCCUUCGCUCUCCAGGAUGGACUCCAACCACAUGAGUGUGAAGAGGUUGCGCUGGGAACAGGUGGAAAACUCAGAAGGGACUAUCUGGGGACAGUUGGGAGCAAAUUCUGACUAUGACAAACUGCAUGACAUGGUGAAGUAUCUGGAUCUGGAGCUGCACUUUGGGACACAGAAGAGCUCCAUGCUUGCUCCAGAGCCAUCUGUCCAAUCAGAAACCUUCAAGAAGAAAGAUGUGAUCGAAAUUCUGUCCCAUAAGAAGGCCUACAACGCCUCCAUCCUGAUAGCCCACCUGAAGCUGUCACCUGGGGAGCUGCGUCAGGUGCUGAUGAACAUGGCCACUGAUAGGCUGGAGCCAGCCCACAUCAAACAGCUGCUGCUCUAUGCCCCCGAUGCAGAGGAGGUCAAAAAGUAUGAAGAGUACAGACAGGACCCCAGCAAACUCAGUGAGCCAGACCAGUUUGUGUUGCAGAUGUUAUCAGUACCGGAGUACAAGACCCGUCUGCAGAGCCUCCUCUUCAAAUGUUCUCUACAGGAGAAGACGGAGGAGUUGAGGGGAGCGUACGACUGUCUUUACAAGGCUUCGCUGGAGCUGAAGACAAGCAAAAAGCUGGCUAAGAUACUAGAGUUUGUGUUGGCGAUGGGGAACUACUUGAAUAACAGUCAGCCCAAAACCAACAAGACUACAGGCUUCAAGAUCAACUUCCUUACAGAGUUGAGCACAACCAAAACAGUGGAUGGGAAGUCGACAUUUCUACAUAUUCUGGUCAAGUCGUUAUGUCAGCACUUUCCUGAUGUGUUGGAUUUUGCCAAAGAUUUAACCAUGGUUCCUCUUGCAGCCAAAGUAAACCAGAGGACUAUCACAUCAGAUCUUAAUGACCUUCAUACAACCAUUCAGGACAUUCGCUCAGCCUGUCAGAAGAUGCCUGCGACUGCUGAGGACCGUUUUGCUGUCGUGAUGAGUAACUUCCUGGAAAACAGUCAUCCAGCAGUGCAGUCGCUGGACUCCCUGCAACAGAGAGCUAUGGAAGAAUUCAGCAAAACUGCCUCCUACUUUGGAGAAGACGGCAAAGCCACCAACACUGAGGCCUUCUUUGGUAUCUUUUCUGAGUUCAUGAACAAGUUUGAGAGAGCACUCAGUGAUCGGCAAGCUGCAGAAAACUUGAAGAGCCCCAGAAGUCCACGAAUGGCCUCCCCACUGGCCUGGUAACACACACACAUACGGAGAUGACUACAUAAUUCAUACAGUAUAGACACAUCCACAGACUUACUGUGUGCAUAUAUAUCAAUGCACAUGCACAAACGCAUACACACAUACACACACACACACUCACACACACACACACACACACACACACACACACACACACACACACACACACACACCACUCAAAGCACAAUUCUGAGCAAAAAACAAGAUUUUAUGUAUAUUAUGUGUUUUUGGUCAAAUUAAGGGAGGGAGAAACUUUUGCAUCAAAGAUGGACAAGUUAGCUUUAUACCAGUGGUAUAGUAUAUACUGUACAUCCUUUCAAAACAAACAAGUUUUGAAAAACAAGUUUUUGUUGACGUCUAAAACUUAAAUGGCUACUACAUAGAAAACAACCUUGUUUGGCCGUCAAGGUAUCUCUACUAUUUAAAAGAUAUUACUCAGUAACAUCAUAUAGUUAGUAAGUUUUGUUUCUCUAAGCCUGAGUUGAGGUCACCUCUGUAAGUGUGGUAUUACAAUUCUACAGUCAAAUCUUUGUUAUAUAUCCAUGAAUAAGACAUAGACUUUAAAUUUAAUCCUGAAAUAGAUAUUUAAUUAAAAUAUGUUCUCAUUCACUUGGUGGUUUGGAAGAAACAGCAAAAGCAGUUUUCCUGUUAGUUUACAUGUUCUGUAUUUUUGUAAGCUGCCCACCACACUGAAUGUAACAUAAGUUCUUUACUGACUAAGUGUCGCUUAUUUUCUCAAGUAAAUACUCAUUGAAAUCAGCUGUCCUGAUAACGUAUCAUUUACUGCAUUGUAUCUAUGCCACACUGUCAGCAGAUUUUCCAAAUUCCUACCAUGUCAGUUAUUAUAGCCAUAUCAUUUCUUUUUUUCUAGAUAGUAUUUUUCUUGUAUAAUACUUAACUUUGAAUGCUAUUAACUUGUAUAUAUGAGACAAUGUCAGUGGGAAAGUGGCACUUACAACUUGUUUUUAUAAAAGACAAUUUUAACUGUUCCAAGGAUAAUUUUUAACCCAUCUAAAGUCAUGAACACAGUAAUUACAGGAAGUAGAAGUGGGAUUAUGUGGAGCCAACAAUGGGCAGUGUGCAAUAAGUGAAUGUUUAGCUUUGUUCCACCAUUAAUAUAAGUAUAACAGCGAUAUUUUGUGUUUGUACUGUACAGAAUGAGAGUGGAUAUAAAGAAAACAUACAGUUGCUACAAUAUACUGAAUGAAGCACUUUUCAUGUAUUUCCCAAAUAUUUAUUUUAAUGAUUGUGUCAUGUGGACUGGCCAUAAAGUUGAGAGGACAGCAAUGUCAUUAAGUUUAGCGUAGCAGAUGCAGCAUUUUACAUUUUCAAUACUACAGCUUACCAGCUUCUCAGAUGUGCCAGUGCUCUAUAAAACAUAAAGCUUAGUCUUCAAGUGAUGUUUUUAAAUGGUAAGGCAAAUUAAUAUGAUAAGAAUAAUCUGUGCAGCUAGUAAAAGCUUUGUUUUCUAAUGGCCCAAGUUGUUUUUUUCUGCCUAAAUUACAGACUGUAAACCUCUAAAGCAUUGCUGUCCAUUUAAGGCCUAUAAAGUGUUAAGUCUGUAUUUUGUAUUGUAUCCUAACGAUGCUGACAACUAUAAAGAGUGGUAUGAAAUCUA
Messenger RNA from Siniperca chuatsi (mandarin fish), 7563 nucleotides. RefSeq names its product glutamate receptor, ionotropic, delta 2 (Grid2) interacting protein, a (gene grid2ipa). Gene Ontology annotation, molecular function: protein binding. The record is from RefSeq and is a predicted model, not a curated record. NCBI's taxonomy places the organism in Eukaryota, Metazoa, Chordata, Actinopteri, Centrarchiformes, Sinipercidae.